This is a messenger RNA of Engraulis encrasicolus (European anchovy), 2495 nucleotides long. Its product is annotated as B2 bradykinin receptor-like. Gene Ontology annotation, cellular component: membrane; external side of plasma membrane. Lineage: Eukaryota; Metazoa; Chordata; Actinopteri; Clupeiformes; Engraulidae. Gene Ontology annotation, molecular function: C-C chemokine receptor activity; bradykinin receptor activity; C-C chemokine binding. The transcript has 2 exons. The coding region runs from base 61 to 1125 and encodes 354 amino acids. Gene Ontology annotation, biological process: immune response; vasoconstriction; smooth muscle contraction. The record is from RefSeq and is a predicted model, not a curated record.
GGGAAGAGGGAAGAGAGCAUCUCAUUCAAUAGAGUUUCAUCACUCAACAAGCUGUCCAAAAUGGACCCCAGCUACACAACCCCCUCCACGUUACCUCUCAAGGACUCCCUGAACACAUGGAGCAACGUCUCCACCAACAACAGCACCCUAAAGUGCCCAGAGUCCGAGGCCUGGGAUUGGCUGUUCACCAUGCAGCCGGUGUUCAUGACCGCGGUCUGCGUGCUGGGCAUGAUCGGCAACGUGUUUGUGCUGGUGGUCUUCUGCUUCCACAAGAAGCCGUGCACCGUGGCCGAGAUCUACCUCAGCAACUUGGCGGCGGCGGACCUGCUGCUCCUCUCCUGCCUGCCCUUCUGGGUGGCCAACUGGGUGGCCGGCUUCCACUGGCCGUUCGGCGACCUGAUGUGCCGGCUGGUGAACGCGGGCAUCGGCAUGAACACCUACAGCAGCAUCUACUUCCUGGUGCUGGUGAGCGGGGACCGCUACGUGGCGCUGGUGCACGCCAUGUCGCACGGGCACCUGCGGCGGCCGCGCUACGCCAAGCUCAGCUGUCUGGCCGCGUGGGGUCUCGGCGUCUUGCUCGUGGUGCCGCAGCUGCACUAUCGCACGCUAUCGCACGUGUACAACGUCACCGCCUGCGUGCUCCGCUUCCCGAGCUUGAAGGCGCAGCUGGCCUCCGACGUCGUCAUCGUGCUGCUGGGCUUCGUGGUGCCCGUGUCGGCCAUCUCCUACUUCACCUACCGCAUCAUCCGCGCGCUGCAUGGCCAGCGCAUGGAGCGCUUCAACGCGGAGAACACGGAGCGCAAGGCCACGUUCCUGGUUCUGGCCGUGCUGAUGGCCUUCCUGCUGUGCUGGGUGCCCUUCCACCUGCACACCAUCGUGGACAUACUCUGGCACCUGGGCGCGGUCAGCGGAUGUCCCCUGGAGCACGCGCUGGACAUCUGCGGCCAGCUGUUCACCUACCUGGCCCUCAGCAACAGCUUGCUGAACCCCAUCCUGUAUGUCAUCGUGGGCAAGAACUUCCGCAAGAAGGUGCGGGAGCUGCUGAAGCAGAUCAGCCUGGGCAGGAGGACGGCCGGCUCCACCAAGUCACAGCUCUCCACCCUCAAGACCUUCGCCUCCAACUGACGAGUAGAGAGAACUCAUCGAGGGGAAUUCUCAGAGUAACAUUACAUGACAUUGCUCGUAGAAGAUGCUUUUUCUGAAAGGGACUUGAGUUCUCCAGGCACAGGGUAUUGAUUAUACAAUGAAACUUGGUGGCUGUAGGGCCUACUUCAGGCAACUGUUGCAUAGAGACAAGGAGAAGUAGGUGUAGGCGUGAUUAAAUAAAAAAAAAAACCAACUGUGGCAUACUGUAGUAUCUAAAUAUGGCAACGGGUUCCAACUACACCUGGCCUUGAUCAGGGCGUGACGCCAUGGAUGAGGGUGUAAAACACUUUCCACAUUCCGUCUACUUGUGCGGAAUUGAAACCUUUAACCCUCCAAUCCCAAGACCAAAAAAUUAGGUCAUGCCUGCCCCUUGAGGUAUAACACAUCUGUCAAAGCCCUUACAAAGUCAGAUGGUAUGGAAGAAAAACAUGUGAAUCUUUCACUUCAAUUCUUCAGAAAUAGUCAAUGAAAGUAAAGUAGGCCAAAAAUGGCUCAAAAAUGACGAUGAAAAUUAAAAAUGUUUUAUUAGCUUACUGGCUGCAUGCCAGUGUUGGAGGUGGAUGAUCCUGAGGUCUGCUAUGACAGAUAUUUAACACAACAAUUUUGAGUUAUUUAAGCAGCAAAACACCCUAUAUUGCACUGUACAGCAUUAUUAAAUAGAACAAAUGGUAUUAUUUGCAUUUAUCUGAAGGGAUCCUUUGUACGUACUUGAUCAUUAUUCUAAAAUGCCAUGUGAGGGGCUGGUUCUUGUCAUGAGUGGCACUCAGAAUAUACAAUUUAAAUGAACUCUUCUGUAUGACCCAGCUUCUUACUCCUCUUCUUCUUCCUGGAAAUGGAUGGAUGGGCCCCCAUGGUGGUUUCUCUCUGCAGCAUGGCCGUACCUACCAUUGAAGACACAGAGGUCAUGUCCUCUGUAUUUUUUUCACUAAUGUAAAAUGUAUCUAUGGAUGAAAACCGAUAGAUGAUCAACAAUGAUAAAUUCAGUCUAUAUACGCCACCCCAUUUAUCCUCAAGAAAGUGAUUAAUGAAAACAAAUUUAAGAGUUUGACUGAAGUGUUUGAAGAAUUCUAAAUGUACAAUAUGCAGUACAGCACGCAGUAUUUGACCUCGGUAUUUGAACAUGUCUGGUUACGGCCCUGCUCUGCAGCUCUGUUCUUCCUCGCCUGGUCUGGCACAUCUGGCACUCUCCAGGGCUGCCAGUUCAAGGGUCAGUGCACAUAAAAGCAGACUAACAGCCCACUCCUGCACACAGCACAGAGCGCCCCGCUGAACCCCAUUCCACUCUAUACUUACCUCAGGUCACUAGCAUUUGACAUCUUGCUUUCUGCAAUAGUAUUGUUUAAGUGUAU